Lingula anatina is the source of this 1567-nucleotide messenger RNA. Its product is annotated as scavenger receptor cysteine-rich type 1 protein M130. Gene Ontology annotation, molecular function: serine-type endopeptidase activity; calcium ion binding. Gene Ontology annotation, cellular component: plasma membrane. Gene Ontology annotation, biological process: zymogen activation. Lineage: Eukaryota; Metazoa; Brachiopoda; Lingulata; Lingulida; Lingulidae. The record is from RefSeq and is a predicted model, not a curated record.
ACGUGAACGCAAGUGCCAAUGCGACAUCUUCCGGCAGAUGGAACACCACGGAUAGUCCUUACUGGCACCGGACUUCUCAGAGAUGGCCGUACUGGGGGAUGACCACCCAGAGACCCAGCUACUACUGCCCCAACGAUCCCUGCUCAAGUUCCCCGUGUUACAAUGGAGGCACGUGUUGGUCCACCAGGAACACCUACUAUAACAGGUACAGGUUCUACUGCCAGUGCCCCACUGGGACAUCAGGGAAAUACUGUGAGAGCUACAUAGGGUGGCCACAAUAUGCUACAACACAGAGCUGGUAUCAAGGCAUUCGCCUUGUCGGGGGUAAAACACCUUACGAGGGACGCGUAGAAGUUUACCAUAAUGGAGAAUGGGGUACAAUCUGUGACGACAACUUUGAUGUUAACGACGCUCGUGUUAUUUGCAGAAUGCUAGGUUACGGAACGUCUAGCGUAGCCGCCUACCAAGGUGGUCGUUUUGGACAGGGCUACGGUAGAAUAUGGCUGGAUGAUCUCCGCUGCAGAGGAUAUGAACAUGACGUCACUUCCUGUAGUCACGCGGGUUGGGGACGUCAUAACUGCGGUCACCAGGAAGACGCCAGUGUCUCGUGCAGUGCAGGCGGCACUUUGACCACAAGGAAACCAUGGGGCUAUGAAAUGACAACCCAACAGGCGUCAUGCCGGUACAGUCCUUGUCGUAAUGGAGGUACUUGUGUGGAUUACGGCAAUGGAUUCUACCAUUGCUACUGCCCACCAAAAACGUCAGGAAGGAACUGUGAAUACAUAGGAGAGUGUACAGUGAACCCGUGUAUGAAUGGAGGGACGUGCAGGAACGUCAACUAUCCCCCGUACUACUACUGUAUGUGCCCGAGAUAUUACUCGGGACAGAAGUGCGAAUCAUAUUCAGACCCAUGUCGCUACUUGACCUGUUACAAUGGUGGCAGCUGCGUUCGUCGGUGGGAUAGUUUUGCCACGUGCCAGUGUUAUGGGCCAUACACCGGAAGACAGUGUGAAUACAGAAUGGAGGGGGGCUUCACCGCUGAAAGAGGCAAAGGCGUCACAUAUUCCUGGGAGUAAGGACUGCACUGACCCCGGAACUGACCUCGCAACACCCACCAGGACACGAUGGCGAAGAACUGGACCGAUUAAUUGGACUUAGAGCAAACUAAUCUUGUAUGGAACUGCAGAGUGGAUAAUCCUUGUAGCUAGACUGGGGAGAUCCCUAACCUGCCUCUAUCUUUAUAGAUUCCUUUACAUGUAGCACUCGGCGACACUAUGGCGGAUUCAUUUUGCUUUUAAGUGAAAUAAAAAGCUGUUUUAUUAAAUCUAAUGAAACACAAUCAUAGAAAUGCCCGAUAAAAUUGCUUAAAUGGCUUAUAAGGGGAAUAUUGGGGAUAAUAAUGUAAUUUGCUGUGAAGGGACAGAUUUUAUUGGUCAGUCUUAGGGAUGAUAACAUGCUUUUCUCAAAAGACUUUUCAAACCGAAAUUUAACAGACUUCGUAUGAUUACUGUGUGAUGUGGCUUCAUUUUGUGGGCUUUUAUAAAUAAAUGCAUUUCAUUUUAAAAUA